AUGUUCUCGCCCGACGCGCGGCGAUCCUUCGUCGAGCGCGUGGACGAGCGAUUCCUGUGCCCGUGCUGUCGAUUCGUGUUCACCGGGCCGACGCGGUUUCCGUGCGGGAACGCGCACGCGUUUUGUCUGGCGUGCGCGGAGACGUGGUUCGAUUCGAGCGGCGCGCGCGGCGUGGCGAGAGCGGACGUGCCGUGUCCGAUGUGCCGGUGCACGGCGCGCGGGAGCGGGCGGAGCGUGGAGCGGGACGACGCGCUGGAGGCGGCGCUGCGAGAGACGCGCGCGGCGUGCGACUGCGGCGCGUCGGUGGUUCUGUCCGAAGCGUCGAGGCAUUACGAGACGUGCGAGAUCACGCGAGCGAUAACGGCGCCGAGGAGUGGGGCGCGAACGCCGUCGACGUCGAGACGACGCGUCGCGCGGGACGGAGGGCGAGGGAACGAUGGGGCGGCGUCGUCCGACGCCGACGUCGAGAUCGACGCCGACGAGAUCGAAGCCGACGAGACGGACGUCGAUGAGAUGUAUUCCGGGUUUCUCUGCACGCUCUGCGCCGCGGCGUUUCUACGAGAAUCGGGUGACCUGGACGACGACGCGCAGAGCGAGGCUCACAACGGAACGUCGAUGCGCGAAGCCAUCGAGCGGGCGCGACUCGCCGACGAUCUCCCGGACGCGUGCUAUCUCGACUCCAUGACGGCGUUCGCCGAUCACGUCCUCGCCGAUCACGACGAACCGGACGCCCACUCGCCCGACGUGUGCCCCAUUUGCGUCAGUCUUCCUCACGGCGAUCCAGACCGCGUCGUCGCGGAUCUGUACGAGCAUCUGCGCCGUCGACACGGUUUCGACUGGACCCUCUACGCGCCCGAUCCGCGCGCCGACGAGUACGAAAUCUUAGCGCGCGUCAUGCGCGACAGCCUUCGCGACGCCGCGCCGCGCGUCAACGCCGACGAUUGAUCCCUCGCCUCGCGAUUCGCCGCGAUCGCGCCGCGCGCCGCGAUGUAACGACCGUUUCCGCGCGCCGCGUCGCCGUUUCGGUUCGCCGCGUCAGAUGUACGUAAAGUUCGCUUUUUCGGGAUUGAAUCGUUCUGCGCGGCUACGGCGCGUUGAAUUUAUGUUACAUGUGAGCCGCGAGAGACGAGCGAGUUUCUUCGACGGCGGCGUCGCGCGCUCACUUGACUUUACCGUCGCGAAUUUGCUGGUACAUGUCGAUGGUUUGGUGCAUGAGCAGUUUGCGAAUGUUUUGCCCUUCGUCUCGCAUGUGUUCUUCUAAGAGCGAACGAAGCGAGCCCAGAGGCGGAGGCGUGGAUUCCGUGGGCUGGUUCAACAAGCGAUCGAAGACAACUUCCCAGAGUUCCGUCUUCCAGUAACGCCGAAGCGGCUGGCGUUGUCUGUACGCGUUCGUUGUCCCGGGCGCGAGCUCGACUUCCAUGUAUGAGCCGUAAAGCAAGCAGUGAAUGGUGGAAGCGAUCGCGUAACAGUCGGCUUGGUACGUCCAAGGUUUACCUUGCAUCAUUUCGAUGCAUCGGAAAGCUUCGGCGCCGGCGUCGCCGACGAAAGCGGCCUCCUCGGGGUACAUUAACAAAUCGAUGGCGCGACCGAAAUCGAUGAGUGCGAGACCUUUUUCAGUCCAUGAUCCCGGGCGAUGAGGCGCCCAGUCACACCAAUCAUCACCACCGUUGCGCAAUAACAGAUUGUCCGGCUUCAAAUCGGCGUGAACGAUGCCAGCUCCGUGGAUCCAUUCGACCAAACGAAGCAUCUCCACGGCGUAAUACAUCACGAGCGUUUCGUGCAUUUGUUUGCCUUCGCGCAAAUACG
Molecule: messenger RNA, 1806 nt
Organism: Ostreococcus lucimarinus CCE9901
Lineage: Eukaryota; Viridiplantae; Chlorophyta; Mamiellophyceae; Mamiellales; Bathycoccaceae
Exons: 1
Coding region: 1-945 (314 amino acids)
Biological process (GO): protein polyubiquitination; ubiquitin-dependent protein catabolic process
Molecular function (GO): ubiquitin protein ligase activity
Source: RefSeq, a predicted model, not a curated record